AUGUCUCAGACCUUCUCCCCCGACAGCGAGUUCUCCCCGCUGGAGACCCCGCGCGUCCCCAAUGGCGGCAGCCUCUCCAUCACGGCGCUUGCACGUUUCGAAUUCGAGGCUGGAAAGGGGAACGAGGGGACCAAGAUCCUGAUGGUGGAAUGGGAAGAUGACGACCUAAGCCGAUCCUCAACAGGCUCGUGGCACGUUUCGUGGGAAGGGAAGACGACAGUGCUUCCUGCCGACGAGCAGACGAGCGAGAAUACGCGCCGGUUUUAUUUCCUGCUCCCUCCUGGCGUGACGAUUCCUCCAGUGGUGACUUUGACGUACACGCCGCAUCCAAGUUCUGCAUCCACCGUCAAGCCGGAGUCGGUACAGCUCAAUCCACUACCCGCCAUAUUCCCAGCAGAGUUGGGCGCGACGGCACGGACAGCAGGGAAGAAGGGUGUGUUGCAUACAAUAUGGGCGAAGAAGCGCCUGCAAGCCCUUGAAAAGGAGAUCCGGGAGGAAUUCAUCAAGAACUCAGAAGGCGUCGCGGUGCAGAUGGCAAUUCAGGAGAAGGAAUGGAUUGAAUCCAACUUUGGUGUUUCAGCUCCGUCUGCUUCCCAGAAUGUUUUGUCAUCCUCGCCAGCACCAUCAUCAGAAGCGCCGUCAUAUCCUCCCACUACACCCAUCUCGCCUGCGGGGGGAAGAAAAUUAGGGGAAAAGCUGAAAGGGUUGAAGCUCCAGACAAGUGAAAUGGAUCUGGCCAAGAGGGCAGAAGGACAAGCCGGUCAUAACGAUGCUAAUGCAGGAGCCCACCUCCUCUCCCCCGAGUCUCCGGAUGUUGCAGUGUCAUCUUUCAACUCCUUCCGCAACGCUCCACCUCCUUCGUCUGAUACCCGACGCGUGGUGGCCCAUCACCCGCCGGAAUCAAUCCAACAGGCACAGCAGGGUGGUGCUGAAUUUGGAUUCGAUUCACUGAAACGCACCGAGAGCACUGACUCAGGAGACGAACUAUUCGCCAAGGCUCUGAGUCCUCGCUCUCCAGAUCUUCCUCGUAGCCCGUUCUCAUUUUCACCGCAGGAUACGAUGCGCUACAUCGCGACGAAAGAGACCUGA
Rasamsonia emersonii CBS 393.64 is the source of this 1089-nucleotide messenger RNA. RefSeq lists its product as uncharacterized. Bases 1 to 1089 code for a protein of 362 amino acids. Lineage: Eukaryota; Fungi; Ascomycota; Eurotiomycetes; Eurotiales; Trichocomaceae. The transcript has 2 exons. The record is from RefSeq and is a predicted model, not a curated record.